Molecule: messenger RNA, 1407 nt
Organism: Ylistrum balloti
Lineage: Eukaryota; Metazoa; Mollusca; Bivalvia; Pectinida; Pectinidae
Exons: 2
Coding region: 1-1407 (468 amino acids)
Source: RefSeq, a predicted model, not a curated record
AUGGACACUGAAAGAACUCCAGAGGAAUUUGUUCGGAGCAUUGACCCUGGACUCCUUCCAUACAAGGAAGAAUUGUUUUGUCUUUCUGUUACCAGCAAAGAGACCCUUAAAUACCUUAGGCCGAGCGAAGUGCAGACAAUGAACAUUCCCGUCGUGUUUAAACGCAUGUUGAUUGAGCGCAUAUGUAACAUGCAGACUCCGGACACCAAGAAAAAAUUUAAAGCUGAAUCUGAAGGCCACGAGGUUGUUUCCACUGAAAAUAUAAUUGAUGUUGCAUCUACAAGUAAGUUCAAAAGGUAUCCUAAAAGAUUAUUCGGUGUUGAAGACGAAAACAGCAUCAAUGAUAGUAAGCCUGCUAACCAUGCCCAUGAUGUUUUCGCUGAAAAAUACGAAGAUCAGAAGCCGUUUCUCGAGAAGGAGAUGGAGAAAUUAAAAGACGAACGGGAUUCAUUAACAAUCUUGAUGUUACACAAAAAGAAUGAACUUAAAGAUAUGAGAAUGGUACCUGAACCAUUACAACCUAUGGCCAUACCUGGUGGAGUUAUUUUGAAAACAGUCUGUGACAAGUGUCAUCGCCGCGGACACAAGGCACAUGGAAAUCGCGGCAAUCAGGCGUGUCCAUUUGACAAGUGUGAGGGAUACAUUAAUUGCGGCAACUUAACAAAGCAUAAAGACUACAAACAGUCCAUUAUGGAGGCAGAAAAGGAGGUAUCAAACCUGGAGAAGGAAAUAAAGUCUAAUGAAGAAAAAAUCACAAAUCUACAGGCUUUCCUACAGCACAACACAACUAACUUUGUAAAAAUGCUGAAGCCAAGGCUUCAGUUUGCUUUCCAAAAUAAAUAUGUUGGCAAAGAUGGUCAUCAAGCACUACAAAAGGAUUUGAGGUUUAUAAAAAUUGCGACCAGUGGAAAAAUUCCUGCCAAUCUCUCUACAAUGAAUUCCAAAGAUCUGGAGGGUCUUUUGAAUGCUGGAAAAAAGAUGGUAUCUGCAAAGUUCAAUUUAGAGCAAGAAGAUUUAUCUUCAGGAGCAAGGGAGAGAACUGCACUCUCCAUUUCUGUCAGCACCAGUACUGGUACUGCAACAUGUACAAAUAUAAACAGUAUACCAACAUACAGUUCUUACCAAGUACCUACAAUGUCAGUUCUGCCAACAGAUGGUAACUCAAUGUACCAAGUCUGGCCAGGGAUGUAUCCUGGAGGAAUGUAUCCUUACAAUUACCACCAGAAUCACAUCAGCUACAAUAGUCAUGCUUCUGCAGGCAUGUGGUUUGGCAGUCCUUCACCAAGUGUACCUACCACUUGUACAGUUUCAACUCCACCACAAGUGCCAGUCCUCCAAGGACAAGACAUUUUCCCUCCAUUACCAUUGGAUCCACCUCAAACUCCUCGCCCACCUUCCCCUGAGUGA